GCUGCCGCGCGGACAACGCGAACAGCCAGAGACGCCGAUCACAUUGCUUCUCGCAGUUGGUUUGCAGUUUGCACGCUCCUGUCAUCGCAGAGGUGAAGAAGAAGCACUUUUGUCGACUCGAACCGUCACUUUUACAGUUCUUCCCGGGGUGACUCUUGUCAAAUUCGCGAGUGAGUGAUUGAGAGAGAAAGAGGAUAACAGAGAAGAGAGCUUCUUCGUCAAUUUCUCCCAUCUCCCCUCUACAAUUCUAAAAAUUUGUCCCUUUGUUCGAGCGAGGAGGCACAAGCCACAGCAGGCCAUUCAUUGUCAGAGAGAGGCGUCUAGCUCUCAGUCUCGUCAACGAAACGAACGAAACGAACGAAACGCAGCCUCGAGAGUUCGGGUCGUCGACACCUGCUGUCUUCUUCUUGUUCUUCCUAUUCUCCUUGUUGUUGUUGUUUGUUGUUGAAAAGUUGUGCAAACUGUGUUAUUCAUGCUAAUGCAUAUUGUCUAAUAUUUAUAAAAACUGCACGCACGCAUAUGAAUGUGCACACAUCCUUGUGUGUGACUCGUGUCCGUGACUCGUGUCCGUGACCUUGGACUUGAAUGUCCAGUGCUCCCGGCGACGGAAAACGAGAUAAAGGAGACAGAUACGCCAGAGAUAUCGAAUGAGAAGGAUAAUAAUUUGUAAACAUAACAAAGGAGUGAAGCUGCUGUACGUGAGGAAGAACGCAAUCGAGGGUGGCGACUGCAGGAGAGUCGAUUUGUUCUAGGUGUAAGAACGGGUCCCGAGUGUCAGAAUCCUGGAAGUGGCCUGGCGUCCCAGGAUGUUUCCCUACACUACUUUUCCGACAGUCGGUGCCGGCAUGGAAGCAGCUGCAGCGGCGGCUGCUGCUGCCGCAGCCGCAGCGGCCAAUGGGUCAUCAAUCGAGCAUGAAUUCCACAACAGUCUAGUGCCAAUAAACGGUAGUCACUCAAGUAGCUCAGGAAGGAGCACACCAAAUGGCAGCGACCCGGCUCCGGGGAAAUUGUUCGUCGGGGGCCUUUCCUGGCAAACAAGCAGCGAAAAACUACGGGAGUAUUUCGGCAUGUUCGGAACAGUAACCGACGUGCUCAUCAUGAAGGACCCAGUCACACAGAGAAGCCGCGGUUUUGGCUUCAUUACCUUUGCGGAGCCAGGCAGCGUCGACAAGGUCCUCAAGUGCCCGAUUCACACUCUCGAUGGUAAGAAGAUUGAUCCCAAGCACGCGACGCCCAAGAAUCGUGCCAAACAAGCAAACCGCACCAAGAAAAUCUUUGUCGGUGGCGUCAGCCAGGAUACCAGCAGCGAAGAGGUCAAAGCGUACUUUAACCAGUUCGGCAAAGUCGAGGAGACGGUCAUGCUGAUGGACCAGCAGACCAAGAGGCAUCGAGGUUUUGGUUUUGUCACCUUCGAGAAUGAGGACGUCGUAGACAGGGUCUGCGAAAUACACUUCCACACCAUCAAGAACAAGAAAGUCGAGUGCAAAAAGGCUCAACCCAAAGAGGCGGUGCAGCCUGGAGCACUGGCCCUUGGCAAGCGAGUCGUUCUCGGCGCCCUUGGCGUUCGACUUGCUCCCCAACCGGCGCUUCCAGUAGCAGCGGCCACAGCCUCACAGAUCGUCGCUCACGCUCAAGCACAGGCUCAGGUACAAGCGGCGGCCGCAGCUGCCGCGGCGGCUCAAGUGCAAAAUGCCGUAGCGGGAUACGGAAAGCUCUUUGCUGGCUAUCCGGCAGCUCUUCAGGCCUACAGAUAUGCUCCCUAUCCCAUGCCAGCGUCCGCUGCGGCCGCCGCGGCUGCUGUUGCAGCAGCAGCUGCAGCUGGACAAGGCCAGCCCCCACCGCCGCCACCCAACGGAGGACAUGGGGGAGCCGGUGCCAAUUCUCAAGCUGCAGCCGCGGCGGCGGCCGCAGCGGCGGCAGGUCAGCCCCCCAAUCCCUAUCAAGGGUACUCGCUCACCAAUGUGGACAUGUCGAGCUUCCAAGGCGUCGAUUGGGGAUCCAUGUAUGGAAUGGGUAUGUACGUGUAGACCCAGCACGGAGGAUGGAAUUGCCGAUCUCAGCCAAACGAUCUGGCCACACCGCAAUCUAGCAUCCUCGAAGCCAAAUUAAAUUUCCCAUUCGUCUUUCCUUCCUUCCUUCCUUCCUUCCUUCCUGUAGAACUCAUUUAUCCCCAUUCCUAACUUAUUCUCCCCGACAAGAUCCCUAAUUGUUCAUAUAUACAUAUAUACAUACAUAGAUACAUACGUAUAUGUAUGCAUAUGUAUGACUGUUUAGUUUCCUUAUUGAUUAGUCGUUUAGUUCUAAUUUUCGUUUCUAAUUAGCGAUAAUCGCCUUCGGACCUAUGUGUGUCACAAAUAAAUACUCGAGCAUGUCUCCCUUCGGUUGAAUUAAAUUACAGAAGUAGCAGUAGCUUCGCCUCUCGAGUCUAGGUAGCGAAGGGGCCAGAGAUCGAUGCGGUAUUUUUUUCAAGUAACGAAAGACAAUAUUCUCUUCUAUUACUCAUAGUCUUUAGGUUAUAAGGUCAACGCGCGCGAUUCAAGUGACUUGUUACAGUGUUUGCGUCUAACGCCGAUUGAGUCUUUGCAGCUGAUUCUUUUUUGUCCAAGGGACGAAAAGUUGAAGUCAAGAUUAUUUGACUUGCAAAGGGAAAGAGGAGAUCAAGUUGGACCAUUUUUCGAUUUGAGUGCCUAAAAAUUCUUUGCUAUUGUUAGCAAGCAGUUGUUUGAAUUUGCAAACGAAAUUAGUAAUCAAGAAUGAAAACAGCAGAAAUUUUCUUUUCCCUUUGGAUAGUCGACUAGUAGUAGCAAGUAGUGAUAGCAGUAUUAGUAGUCGUAGCAGGUUUCGAUUCGAGGUAGCAGAACUGUACGUGCCUGUCGAUAUUUUUUUUUAUCGAAGACCAAGCUGCUGUUCUCGUCUGAAACGCAAUAGUGAGAAAAAACUGAGAAAAUCAAUCUGCAAAGGCUCUAAUCCGCGAGCAGGAUCAACAAAUAACCGUCACAGUGUACAUAUCGACUACCAUUCGACUCUUGUUACUUAAGCUCAGAGAAGAAGAAGAAGGGAAUUUGAGUAAACUCAAUAAUUCUAGUACUUAACGAUAAUACUCAAUCAAUAAGCACUCGACGGGAGAAAAGAGAAUUGAGAUUAGCUCAAUAAUUUAAGUCAGCGAAUAAGUUAGCACUUAAGCUAAGCGAAUGUACUGGUAAGGGUCGUCUCCACGAUCCAAACGUUGAUUUUUUUUUUUUU
Molecule: messenger RNA, 3243 nt
Organism: Belonocnema kinseyi
Lineage: Eukaryota; Metazoa; Arthropoda; Insecta; Hymenoptera; Cynipidae
Gene: msi
Product: RNA-binding protein Musashi homolog 2
Exons: 3
Coding region: 807-2027 (406 amino acids)
Cellular component (GO): cytoplasm
Molecular function (GO): RNA binding
Source: RefSeq, a predicted model, not a curated record